AUGUCUGCAUCUCAUGCAUCCACUUCUGGCACUCUGAAUGCUGGAAGUCAUUACCGACCCCUGAAGCUGAGCCUUGCAACUAUUUCCUGCACAUUGGCAAUGGCUGGAUCUCGCGUCCGUGCAUGCAUCUCUCAAUAUUGGACGGAAGCUGCCAACAAUGGUCUAUCUUCUGACCGGAUCAAGUAUUUUAAAGCUGGGCUGCAAUGGGAGAUGAAUACUUUUGUCACACCACUCCUGCAGUACUCCGCUUCACAGAAUAUCAUGUCGGUGGUUCUGGUCCCUGUCGCUUAUAUCCUUAAGUUGUAUCCCAUGCUAACCUGGAACACGGACAUCCGUCCCAGAUUGUGUUCGCAUAUACAUGUCCAUGGUGGAUGGGAAACACCACAAUCCCUGAUCAACCAUGGCAGCACAGUUGCCGAGCUCCAGGUCACCGAACCCCAACCUCCGAAAUUCAGGACUCGGGACCCGGGGUUCGGCACUCAGGACUCAGAGCUCGUGACCUGGGACUUGACACUGUUCUGA
Messenger RNA from Suillus fuscotomentosus, 522 nucleotides. RefSeq lists its product as uncharacterized. The transcript has 3 exons. Lineage: Eukaryota; Fungi; Basidiomycota; Agaricomycetes; Boletales; Suillaceae. The record is from RefSeq and is a predicted model, not a curated record. The coding region runs from base 1 to 522 and encodes 173 amino acids.